AUGGCUGUCUCCAAUACGGUCAACUCGGAUACUCUCGGACCAAACGCCAUCGUAGCAGUCCGUUGGUUUUUGCCACCAACUGCUGCUGUUUAUUAUGUUACCUCAGCUUGUAUUGCUUUGGCCCUGGGUCAUCGCCAGCGUGGUGAUGACAGGCUCUUCCGGCGAAUUAGUCUAUGUUUCGCGUGCAUCAUUUGCAUCACCUAUGUCUUGAGUGCUAUUUUCCUUCUUCAUUUAUCUAUCUCAAAGGCCGCGACUAUAUCUCGUGAUAGAUUCGCAUAUGACGCAAACUCGAGUUUUAUCUGGUUCUCGCUCUUGUUUGAGCUCUCGGGUCCCCGGGUCUCGCCAUACCUUUCGCUUGCCGGAUGUUCCAUUUUAUACUGCGUCGGAGAGGUCUUCUUUUUCGUAUUGGGGGCUCCGCCUUUGCAAUCGAUAAACGACCCAUACGCAACCAUCAUCACAAUUGUCCGUGGAUUCCGCUUGACAAUACUAUCUCUCCUCGUUACUGUUUUGAUCGGGCCUUUGUUAUCCUCCAGGCGCCAGCAUAGUGAAACGUCACCUUUGCUUAGCGACGAUCCCUCGCGCCGGAACAAUAACCCCAAUGCACGGGGAGACGCCCAGUACGGUGCAAUUUCCUGGAAUCGACCCUCUUAUUCUCCGCAGGUCAAUGAUGUCGAGAGUGGAACCGACUCGUAUUUGAGAAAAACCGGCUUUCUCGUACCCUUCUUCUGGCCGCAAAAUAAGCCUCUUUUACAGUUGCUGUGUGGCAUACUGGUCAUUCUCAUGGUGAUAGAGAGGGCUUUGAUCUUUUUUGUGCCCUGGAAACUGGGACUCGCGAUUGAUUCCUUUUUGAUGAACCCUGGUACAAUCCCAUACAGAGAGAUAAUCGUAUUCGCAGGUCUCUGGCUCCUCGAAUCUAGUGGAGGUAUCCCUCAGUUAUGCAGGUGCUUGUGGUCUCCUCUCGAGGAGCACUUUUGCUUCAGGAUUGGUGCGACUACUUUCGAUAAGAUCAUGUCAUCAUCAGGCGACUUCCAUGACAAAACAAAUGCAACAAGUCUUUGGGAGACGGUCAGUCAGGUAAUAGGUGUUCGUCAUUUUGUUCGUUCAUACAUUUUUCACGUCAUUCCAACCCUCAUCGAUGCCUUGGUAGCCUUGGCAGUGCUCUCAGGGAUGUUUGGAAUGUACAUGGCGAUGAUCUUCAGCACAAUCUUUCUUGCCGUCUUGUGGGUGUCAAGCGAGAUGCUACCGAGACUUUUGAGCAGACAGGAACACCUAAUUCGUGAUAUGGAAGCCGAGCAUAAAUGUCUGUACGAGGCAACUUCCAACUGGCCGACUGUGGUUUACUUCAACCGCAUCCAGCACGAACAGCUACGCUACCGCUCGGCUCUCGCAGAUCUCAUGCACUCGUCAAUAGCGUUCUCUCUGGGUACUUUCCUGGAUUCUUUUGCCCGGUCGUGCUUGUUGUACGUCAGCUCCAUCGGACUAUUUCUUCUUGCCGCAUAUGAGAUAGCCUGGGAAAACAAGUCGGUUGGGAGUUUCGUGAUGUUGGUAUUCUACUGGGCCCGACUCUCUAAUCAUCUUCAACUUCUUCCCAGCACCAUCCGGGAUUCAGCCCUAGGUAUUCUCAACGCAUGUGACUUAGUAGCACGACUGAAAGUUGAGCCGGCCAUACGCAAUCAGAAGGAUGCGAAGCCACUGAUAGGGAACCCGGAGAAUCUCGAGUUUCGAGAUGUUAGCUUCUCCUACAAUGGAGAAAAACGUGUGUUGAGUCACGUCAGUUUUGAGGCACAAAUUGGCCAAACAAUAGCUCUCGUUGGGCCAUCAGGAAGCGGCAAAUCAACCCUAUCUAAAUUGCUUGUACGCAUGUAUGAUCCACACCAGGGCAUCAUCGCCAUUGACGGACAAAACAUUCGAGAUGUGACGUUGGAGAGCUUACGUACCAGUGUUGGCAUUGUAUCUCAGGAAACGAUCAUUCUCCACGACACUGUCAUGAAUAACAUGAGGUAUGCCAACGUUCUCGCUAGCGAAGGGCAAGUAUACGAUGCAUGCAAAGAAGUGGGACUUCAUGAACUCUUCAAUUCGCUCCCCGGGGGAUAUCAAACACUGCUCGGGGGAAAUGGCGUCAAACUAUCCUUCGGCGAGCAACAACGUCUUGCAGUUGCCCGAGUAAUAAUCAAAAAUCCAAAAAUUGUAUUUCUUGACGAAGCAACAAACAGUUUAGACCGCCAUGCUGAAUCAGUCGUUCUACAAAGCCUCAAAAAGCUUUGCGCGGUGAAGAUCACCUUCAAAGUCUCUAGUCGUCUCUCUGCAAUAAAAGAAGCAGACAAAAUCUUGGUUCUACACCAUGGUAGACUAAUCGAGCAAGGGGACCACGCCUCACUAUUGUCAGCAAAUGGUUAUUACGCCAGCCUUUGGUCUUCCCAAGUCAGGACGAAGACUCCUACCGAUUCAUCGAUGCUGACUAUGAACAAGUGGUUCUCAAAUGAACCUGGUGAGAUGAACAAUAUGCAGCAUUUGCAAGAACAGAAAAACACUCGUUUUGCUAUGGGGCCUCAUGAAAGGCUCUUUACAGACUCCUCGUCGCUACAGAGGACGAUCUGGAAGCCCGAUGCGCCGGAGUUUAUUCCGAUCUCACAUCGAUCUUCUGCAGAAACAAGCGGAGAUGCACAAUACCCUAUUCUGGAGGAUCAAUAUGCUUUAAUUCCAAAGCAGUUCCAGGAGCCCGACGAAGUUUGCAAGGAGAAUCUGCAGCAGGCUAUCCUCACACCGACAACAUCUGAGGCUUUGGUUUCUCCCGUGGAUGGUAAAGUUACCUAUUACGAGACAACGGAUGGGGAAACAGGUGACAUUGUGAGCACCCCUGUCCUCCAGCAGGUAGACAAUGGUGUCGUAUUGGCGUACCCGAGGAGGCCUCGAAAGAGGGCCAGACGAUCAAAGUACAGACCAGUGGUGCGCAGAAAACUCACUGAAAGUGAACCUACUGAUAUGAAUUUCGAUCCUGGUCAGUACCAAUUCUCGGCCUAG
Molecule: messenger RNA, 3021 nt
Organism: Aspergillus affinis
Lineage: Eukaryota; Fungi; Ascomycota; Eurotiomycetes; Eurotiales; Aspergillaceae
Exons: 6
Coding region: 1-3021 (1006 amino acids)
Biological process (GO): transmembrane transport
Cellular component (GO): membrane
Molecular function (GO): ATP binding; ABC-type transporter activity; ATP hydrolysis activity
Source: RefSeq, a predicted model, not a curated record